UCACAAUUUGAAAUUUGAUUUAAAUUUCCUGUUAUUCUCGUCGUCAAAAUACUCCGGAUUUUAUUGAAUUAAAUCAAAUUAAAUUAUUUUAAUGACUCAAUCAAUUGUCAUUCAAGUCGGUCAGUGUGGCAAUCAGAUUGGGGCUAGAUUUUGGGAUUUGGCUUUGAAAGAACAUAAAACUUUGUGCACUAAAAAGACAAGUUCAGUUGAUUCAGUGAAUAGUUUUUUUGAGCAAGUUGAUAAUGAAAGAGGUCAGACAACGUUAAAAGCUAGAGCAGUUCUUGUGGAUAUGGAAGAAGGUGUGGUCGAUGGGAUGACGAAGAGUAACAUGGGAUCGAUUUUUAAACACCAACAACUCAUUAAGGAUUUUUCCGGAUCUGGAAAUAAUUGGGCCGUCGGCCAUUUUGAAUAUGGCGGCAAGCACGAUGAAGACUUAAGGGACUGUGUGAGAAGAGCCGUUGAAACCUGCGACUGUCUGCAGUGCUUUUUUAUGCUUCACUCAAUGGGUGGAGGUACAGGAUCCGGUCUAGGAACUUACAUAUUGAAACAGUUGGAGGACGAUUAUCAGGAUGUCUAUAGAUUCGUCAUUCCCAUCUUUCCAUCCCAGGACGAUGACGUCAUCACCUCACCGUACAACGCCAUCUUGGCUCUCAGUCACCUGACCGACCACGCCGACUGCGUACUUCCGAUUGAAAAUCAGGCCUUGAGCAAUAUCGUUACGAAGAUAAGCAGUAGUAGCAACAAGCUAGCGAGUAGGUACGGGAAGAAACCGCAAUCAUCAUCAUCAUCGCUACUGACAUCAUCAUCAUCGUCGUCGUCAAAAAUGACGUCAUUAUCAUCGUCGUCGUCAUCGUCAGCCACUAGACGUGGCUGUGGUGAUGGUGGUAAAGAUGGUGGCCUGGCGUUUGAUGAGAUGAAUAACAUAGUGGCCAAUAUGAUUUUGAAUUUGACUAGGUCCUCCAGAUUUGACGGAAGUCUGAAUGUUGAUCUAAACGAGAUCACGAUGAAUCUCGUUCCCUACCCGACCAUGCACUUCAUCCUCUCAUCGCAGAGUCCACUUUUAAACUCCUCUGACGAAACCGGAAGUGCUAAGAGAUUGGACAGCAUGUUCACUGAGGCUUACUCGCCUGACCACCAGAUGAUGACCUCUGACCCGAGAACUGGGGUCUUCAUGGCCUGCGCCCUCUUGGUCCGGGGCAGGGUCGAACUUUCUGACAUCAGAAGAAAUGUAGAUAGAUUAAAGAAGACACUAAAGUUUGUGCACUGGAACCAAGAUGGAUGGAAGACUGGUCUUUGCUCCACUCCACCUCCUCACUUCUCUCACUCUCUCCUCUCUCUCUCCAACAACAGCUCUCUAUGGAAAAACUUCCAAGAUAUGAACGGCAGAUUUUUAAAGUUAUACACAAGGAAGGUUUGAGUUUGUGCUCGAAUGAACGAACCAAUGAAUGAACAAACGAACGCGUGAACGAACCAAUGAAUGAACCAAUGAAUGAACCAAUGAAUGAACCAAUGAAUGAACCAAUGAAUGAACCAAUGAAUGAACAAAUGAAUGAAUUAAUGAAUGAACGAGUGCAUGAACGAACGCAUGAACGAAUAAACAAUCCAAGGAAUAAGUGAAUUAAUAGUAACUUAUGAAUAAAUUAUGAUAAUGAGAAUUAUGCUAAUCAAGCGAUUGCUAGUUAGUAUGUUAAUUGUAGGAAUAACGUCGAACUUAGGACGAUUAAAUUUUAACAUUAUGGCAAAUAAUAAUAAUAAU
Molecule: messenger RNA, 1756 nt
Organism: Helobdella robusta
Lineage: Eukaryota; Metazoa; Annelida; Clitellata; Rhynchobdellida; Glossiphoniidae
Exons: 12
Coding region: 92-1417 (441 amino acids)
Biological process (GO): microtubule cytoskeleton organization; mitotic cell cycle
Cellular component (GO): cytoplasm; microtubule
Molecular function (GO): structural constituent of cytoskeleton; GTP binding
Source: RefSeq, a predicted model, not a curated record